AUGAGCUCGACCUCUCAUCCUGAACUUCGUCAAUUACGUGUUCAGCUUCAAUCCAUUUACGAUUCUAUAGUUCAUUUCCAACCGCCAGUCAAAAAACCUCCAAUACUGGACUCGGCUCUCGAAGUGAUCCGAAACCCGAACGAAGAUACCCAUUGGCUGCAUCACGAAAAUCUUCCUGGACUCAAGAAGCUCAGAGAGACGGUUAAAGUAGACCUGGAUAUUCUUGAGAAGUAG
Marasmius oreades (fairy-ring Marasmius) is the source of this 234-nucleotide messenger RNA. RefSeq lists its product as uncharacterized. The transcript is spliced from 2 exons. The record is from RefSeq and is a predicted model, not a curated record. Bases 1 to 234 code for a protein of 77 amino acids. Lineage: Eukaryota; Fungi; Basidiomycota; Agaricomycetes; Agaricales; Marasmiaceae.